This is a messenger RNA of Patiria miniata (bat star), 399 nucleotides long. RefSeq lists its product as uncharacterized. The transcript has a single exon. Bases 1 to 399 code for a protein of 132 amino acids. The record is from RefSeq and is a predicted model, not a curated record. Lineage: Eukaryota; Metazoa; Echinodermata; Asteroidea; Valvatida; Asterinidae.
AUGUCAGGUUGGAAGGCCUUCAGCAAGCCGGAUCUCAGUCAUGCCUACCUCCAGCUUGAACGUCAGGAGUCGUCACGUGAACCCCUUACUAUCAAUACACACCAGGGGCUUUACCAGUACACACGCAUGCCCUUUGGUGUAUCUGCUGCACCUGUAAUCUUCCAAAGGACUAUUGAAAGUCUUUUGGCAGACAUCCCCCAGGCAGUCGCAUUUCUUGAUGACGUACUAGUCACGGGAAAGACUGAGGCAGAACAUGUCGCUAAUCUCAACAAGGUCCUGAGUCGACUUCAGAGUGCAGGACUCAGUCUGAAGCGAGAGAAAUGCGUGUCCUUCGCCCCAGAUGUUGUGUAUUUGGGGCACCGUAUCAAUGCAGCAGGCCGAUGCACCAGUACCACGUAA